Messenger RNA from Gryllus bimaculatus (two-spotted cricket), 774 nucleotides. The record is from the annotation of a GenBank genome assembly. Lineage: Eukaryota; Metazoa; Arthropoda; Insecta; Orthoptera; Gryllidae.
GUCAACCUGGGCGACCAGGCACUCCCGGUACACCAGGCACUCCAGGUAGUCCUGGAGGUCCUGGCGGUCCUGGUGGCCCUGGUGGACCUGGAGGACCGACGGGCCCUGGAGGACCCUCGGGUCCUGGCGUGUACCCCGGACAACCAUCAGGCCCAGGCGGAUAUCCAGGACAGCCAGGAACACCCGGCCGGCCAGGCUCUCCAGGCACACCUGGAGGUCCUGGUGGUCCAGGCGGACCCGGAGGACCAGGCGGUUAUCCCUCAAGACCCGGAUAUCCCGGUCAGCCAGGUACUCCUGGAAGACCAGGAUCGCCUGGAACACCUGGUGUACCAGGAGGCCCCGGUGGUCCCGGAGGCCCAGGCGGCCCAUCUGGCCCAGGAGGUUACCCAAGUCAGCCAGGAGGUCCUUCAGGGCCUGGAGGAUACCCAGGGCAGCCAGGUCAACCUGGCAUACCCGGAAGACCCGGACAGCCUGGAUAUCCAGGAGGACCAGGAGGGCCGGGUGGACCAGGAGGUCCUGGAGGCCCUAGUGGACCAUCUGGACCGGGUAGUUAUCCUUCAAGACCAGACGGACCAUCUUACCCCGGUGGAUACCCUGGACAGCCAGGACAACCUGGAAGGCCCGGAACUCCUGGCACGCCCGGAACACCCGGAGGCCCCGGUGGCCCUGGUGGCCCAGGAGGACCCGGAGGUCCAGCCGGACCAUCUGGACCAGGAACGUACCCCGGACACCCCAGCGGACCUGGAGGGCCUGGCGGUUACCCAGGACAACCAG